GUCACGUCUUCCAAAAUAUUCAUGAAUCAUAUACACUCAGUUUAGCAUCAUCGGUCUAUUGACUAUGCAUAUUCCGUCAAAUUUAAAAUCCUAUGCCACAAUUAUCAUUACGGAAGCUGAUGCCUAAACAAUUUUUUUUCUCAGUAUCAUUACGUUUUGCCUUGUCACCAUGCUGACGAACAGCUGCGCAGCUAGCAUUAGGCUCAACCGCUCAACCUCCGAGUUCCACUGUCAUCAGAUUAAACCGCUAGCGCUAUAUAUCUGAGGGGGCUAGACACCAUGUCUUUCACCAGAGUUGAGACUCGAGGUGCUAUUUCCUGUAGACAACGAGCAAAUGGUGCAUCCAGAGCAAAGCAAUGAUGAUAACCUCAUGCUGGACCUGCGCAAGUACAUCCUGGUGAUGGCCAUCCUGGCGGCGACGGUGACCUAUGUCGCUGGGCUCAACCCGCCUGGAGGAGUCUGGCUGAGCAGCAAGGACGGCUACCUCAUCGGCAACCAGAUUCUUGUGGUGACGGACCACCCCCGGUACAACGCCUUCUUCUACAGCAACGGGGCCGCAUUCAUGGCGUCGGUCGUGGUAAUCCUCCUCCUCCUCCUCGUGGAGCAGAGGGAGAAUGCCGAAAAAGGCUCCUCGCCCCGCUUUAUAGAUAAAGCAAUAACCACGCGGUGGUGGCAGAAUCCCAAGCCGCUCAUCCUCCUCGCGCUGAGGGUGGUCAUGGCGCUGGACAUGCUCGCGCUCAUGGUGGCAUACGCUGCAGGGGCCAGCCGUGGAAUGGUCACAACUGUCUUCUCCUCCGUGCUGGUAUCUGUUGUCUCCAUCUAUGCUGUGUUUCAUAUGAUCAAGUAUAUCGGCGCAGGAAAACUGGAAGAAAAUGCUGAAGCCAGUGGCGAGGAUAAAAAACUUGAGCGGGCACGUCAGAUUAUGAUGUUGUUUGCAAUUUUUGCGGCAACAAUAACCUACACGGCGGGGAUGAGCCCCCCAGGUGGCUUCUGGCCGGAUACCCAGGACAGCCACCGUGCCGGUGACCCGGUCCUGCUAGAUGACCACUCACGCCGGUUUGUGGCCUUCUUCGUCUGCAACACCUUUGCAUUCAUCACAUCCCUAGCUGCCAUCAUGCUACUUACAACCGUCACCAGCAAGCUCGAGGAGGGCUCUUACAAGAAGUGGUGCCACCAUGCGCCAUACGUGUGCGUAAACGUGGCAUUGCUUGGCCUUUUCGUGGCCUACGCCAUUGGGAGCUGCAGGAAGACUCGCUCUACCGUCUACUUAUUCAGUCUGGUUCUCCCGGUUCUCAUAUACACCGUUCUCCAGUUCAUGAUCCAGAAAUUCCUGGAGCAAAUAAAAAGACUUCUAGCAUCAUGUUUGAUCGAGAACAAUCUAAGAUCAUGCUGGGGCAGGAAUGACAAUGACCAUGAGAAAGACAACCGGCUGAAGAAGGCCCAUUCUCUCGUACUGCUACUUGCAACCCUUGCCACGACCAUCACCUACCAAGCGGGGAUGAACCCACCGGGUGGCUUCUGGCCCGACAACCGUGACGGGCACAAGGGAGGUGACCCGGUACUUGUAACCACGCAUGCUAGACGCUACAGGGUGUUCUUCUACUGCAACUCGGUCGCCCUUGUGACUUCCGUAGUUGUCAUCGUCAUGGUCCUGAGCAAGCAUGUGACAUCAAGCGUCGUCCACAAGCGACACGCCCUGGAGGCUGCCAUGAUACUAGACCUGCUCAGCCUCAUGGCUGCGUAUGCAGUCGGCUGUUGCCGGGAUGUAACCACCUCCCUCCACGUCAUCGCUCUGGCUGGUGCAGUAUUGGUCUACGUGGUGAUCCACAUCGUCUUCUUCACGCUAGAUCCUAAGGUCAGGCCGGAGGAGGAGAUGAACAAGAAACGCAAGCUGCUGCUGCUGCUAGCCAUCUUGGCCGCAACCAUCACUUACCAAGCUGGGUUGACCCCACCUGGCGGCUUUUGGGGUGAGGACGACGGGUUUGGUCAUAGAGCAGGUUAUCCUGUCCUCUUGAGUAACUACCCUCGCCGUUACACAACGUUCUUCUACUGCAACGCCACGAGCUUUAUGGCAUCCAUAGCCAUGAUCAUCCUCCUUGUGAAUCCGAACCUGUACACACCCGGCAUAAAUUGUUAUGCACUCUAUGUGUGUGCUCUGGCGGGCUUAUUUGGCCUCGUGGGUGCCUAUGUCGCAGGAAGCUCCCGGCAUGUGCGGACAUCCAUCAUUGUGGUUGCAUUGGUUGCUGUGGUGUUCGUGUUUGUCAUCUUACUGCUUAUAGUGCUGAAGCAGAAUAAAGAUCCCAAGCCUACAAAGAGCCAGGUAGAUGAAAAGGGCACAGAAGAAAAAAAUAUCCAGGAAGAUGGAAAGGGUACAGAGGAAAAAAUGAUCCAGGAAGUUGAAAAGGGUACAGAAGAAAAAAAUAUCCAGGAAGAUGAAGAGGGUACAGAAGAAAAAAAGAUCCAGGAAGUUGAAGAGGGUACAGAAGAAAAAAAGAUCCAGGAAGAUGAAGAGGGUACAGAAGAAAAAAAGAUCCAGGAAGAUGAAGAGGGUACAGAAGAAAACAAGAUCCAGGAAGUUGAAAAAGGUACAGAAGAAAAAAAGACUCAGGAAGAAAAAAAGCGUACUAUUAAAGAAAAAAAAGAAUACACCAAGGGAAAGUAUUUGAUGCUGGUGGGCAUCUUAGUGGCGAGUGUCACCUAUCAGGCCGGCCUUACUCCACCCGGCGGAGUGUGGCCGGACAGCAGCAAUGGGCACACGGCUGGCGACUCGGUCCUGCAUGACAGCAACAAGCACCGGUACCGUUUUUUUUUCUACAGCAACUCCAUUUCCUUCCUAGCGUCGGCCAUCGUCAUCCUCCUACUCCUGCUGGACAAGCCACUGUUUUCGGAGAAGGGACUCCUACGCAUGAAGAGCAAGGAGCUGCUCCGAGUAGCGCAGUCUUCGGUUGUGCUGGCCUUGCUUGGCCUCCUUUGGGCAUAUGCCUCUGGCUGCAGCCGCGAGUGGGAGACAUUUGGUUACAUUGGCGCACUUGCCUUUGCCGUGCUGCUCUACAUUGCCAUCCAUGUGGUACUAUCGUGCCGUGACAAGAAAGACGAGUCUCCUGCCAAGCAAUGCAAUUGCAAAUGCAUAUGUAAAGCCGGUGGAGGAGCACUGGAGGGAACUAAAGUUGGGGCUAACAAUGUUUAGGGAUCUUCUGCUCACAUGUGUAUCUCCUUUGUAUGUACCUAUGUGCUGAGUUGUUAAUUGUUACUUCCCAAAAGC
Molecule: messenger RNA, 3262 nt
Organism: Triticum dicoccoides
Lineage: Eukaryota; Viridiplantae; Streptophyta; Magnoliopsida; Poales; Poaceae
Exons: 2
Coding region: 335-3187 (950 amino acids)
Cellular component (GO): membrane
Source: RefSeq, a predicted model, not a curated record